AUGUACUUUCAUAUUAUUUUGUUAUUAUUAGGUGCUCUGUGUAAUAAAUUGUCGAUUAGUGAAAGGUUACAUGAGCAGAUCUAUUCUUCAAUAGAAGGUGGUGCAGCAUGUUUUAGAAGACUUAAUGGUUCUCAUCAAGCAGGCUGUUCGUCUGCUAAUAAUGGUGCAGUCGGUGUAGUGCAUUUUGUUAUUGAUCAAACUGAUGCAAAUUGGUUAGUGAACAAUGCCAGUGCAGGACCAUACAUGGCCAUUGUCAGUACAAUGAUGUUCAAUCAGGUCAUAGAUACAUUUCUGAAGCAGCCUGGAAAUAUUGCUGGAGUAUUGUUAUUUCACAAUUCCAGUUUAGGCAUCUUUGCUUUUUCUCAAGAUUCAAAAUGUCCAAAUGAAUAUUUCUCUGGCCCUGGCAGCACAUGUUCUUCGACUGAAUCCAGUGCCUCUGUAUGGAAUGAGAGGGGCAGUAAUUUAAUGAGACAGGAUAUUCCAUUUCCCAUAUUCUUUUUACCGGAAUCACGGUUAGAUGAAAUAAAAAAAAUAGAAGAAUGCUUUCAAAGGUUUAACCGAGACAUAGAUAAUCAAAAUGGAAGACCUUUAUGUUCAGUCCAGAUGCAUUCCUUCAUGUUUGCAGCAGUAGACAGCACAGUAUGUAUGAGAAGAUCCGCCAGCUCUGCUCUGAUCACUUCUGCCAAAGUUUGUGAUCCUUUGGGAGACCAUAAUGUUUACUAUUCACUGCUACCUCUGAGCAAGGAUACGAAAAAGCAAGUGGUCAUGGUCACUGCUAGAAUAGACUCAGCAUCUCUAUUUGAUGGUAUGUCGCCGGGUGCGGCGAGUUCGGCAGUGGGGAUGGUGACUCUUAUUACUGCAGCAGCUACUCUCUCACAGAUGAUACCCGCUGGAAAGACUUACGAUAAAAAUGUUCUUUGGACGCUAUUCAAUGGCGAAACUUUUGACUAUAUUGGCUCACAGAAGGUCGCUUAUGAUAUGAGACACGGGGAAUGGCCUUCAGUUGCGCCUCUUGGAUUUGAUGACGUUGUUUUGUACCUAGAGCUCGGGCAAAUAGGUGGGUCGCUCUUGACGCAUAUGGAAGAUGACGAUUGGCCAUUGAAUAUAUUCGCUCCUAUCGGAGCUAAUAAUCUAGAUGUGGUUUCGGACAUAGUCAACGAUAUGAAUGUAAAUCUGAAGCUCUUUAACAUGAGCCUACAACUUACCUCAACGCAUAAUCUGCCUCCUUCGUCCCUUCACUCUUUCAGACGAACCUUACAGGAUAUUCAGGAAGAAAAAUAUGGGAAGAAUCAUUCAUUGGCUGAUGUUAAUUUGGAUAAUGUGAUGCCCCAAAUGGUGUUGGUAGACCACAACGAUCAUUAUACCAACAUGUACUAUAAUUCUGCAUUGGAUGAAUAUUCUAAGAUUGGUUUUGAUUAUCAUAAUAUAAGUAUAGGAAAUGAUGGCACUUUCAUUUCAACAAAAGAUCUCAUCGCAAAUGGUACUAUGAAGAGAACGGAUUCUCAAGUAAAGAUAUCUCGGCUCGCGACUGCAGUGGCUCGUACAUUGUAUAAAAGAGUAGUGGGUGAAUCGUAUACUGGCAAUGUUACAGCUUCUGCUCAUUUGGUAGACGAAAUGCUAUACUGCUUCUUAAAGAGCCAAGCGUGCAGGUUGCUAUUGGCUGCUGAUUACGCAAAAAGUGGUAGUGGUGAAGAAAACUUGCCAGAGAAACCUGCACCUUUAUAUGUGGGUGUGGCUGCGUGGCCUGGUACCGCACCAGUGUUUGCUGGACAUCUACUGGCAUUGCUUACUGGAACGCAUCUCAAAGCCAAUCGGACGCAGUGCGAGGCGAUGGAUAAAGUCCAAUACUCGUAUUAUUGGCUAAGGGGUUGGAAUCACAGCGGCGUUUGCAUCCAGACUACGAUGAAUUUCAGUCAGGCCAUCAGUCCCGCGUUUACAAUAUCAAAUUACGAUUUCACAUCCGGCGAGUUCUCCACUUGGACCGAGUCCGUGUGGCGUGAGUUAUGGGUGCGCGUGUUCGUUUCGGCGGGUGGGGGAGGGGCGCGGGCGGCGGGCAUAGCGGGCGCGCUGGUCACAGUAAUGGCCGCCGUCGUCACGUACUGGCUGCGUACUAGAGCGAGAUAUAUAUUUGUUGAUACGCCCACCGGUUCGUUGGUGUCAGGAGACGCGGCUACUGGGAUACUGAGGACGGUGAACUGUUGA
Diatraea saccharalis (sugarcane borer) is the source of this 2202-nucleotide messenger RNA. Lineage: Eukaryota; Metazoa; Arthropoda; Insecta; Lepidoptera; Crambidae. The record is from the annotation of a GenBank genome assembly.